GGCGCGCGGGGGCGGGGGUGGGGGCGGUGCGUGGCUGGCGGGGCUUCCGCUCGCCGAGGCCCGGGGCGGGGCUGGAGGUGCGGACUCGUCCCCAUGGCCGCCGCGCCGGAGCCCGGCGAGCCCGAGAAGGGGAAGCCCUUCAAGCUCCUGGGAAUUUUAGAUGUUGAGAACAUUCCCUGUGCACGGGACUCGAUAUUAUACGGUUCGUUGGGAUCUGUCGUGGCUGGCCUCGGACACUUCUUGUUAACUAGCAGAAUCAGAAGAUCGUGUGAUGUCGGAGCAGGAGGAUUCGUCGUGGUGACUUUAGGAUGCUGGUUCCACUGUAGGUAUAAUUAUGCAAAGCAAAGGAUCCGGGAAAGAAUCGCCAGAGAAGGAAUUAAAAAUAAGAUUUUAUAUGAAAGUACCCACCUUGAUCCUGAAAGAAAACAAAGCAACAGCAGCAACUGAACAGGGGCGAGCAGAGAAACCCACGUACAACUCACUGCUGUGGGUGUGAGCAAGGCUGGGAUUGGCUGCGUCAACCGCCGUGUGUACCCCACGAAGGCUUCCAGCCCAGUAAAUAAAGUGUGUGUUUAAGUGGUA
Phyllostomus discolor (pale spear-nosed bat) is the source of this 582-nucleotide messenger RNA. RefSeq names its product cytochrome c oxidase assembly protein COX20, mitochondrial. Gene Ontology annotation, cellular component: mitochondrial inner membrane; mitochondrion. The coding region runs from base 94 to 447 and encodes 117 amino acids. Lineage: Eukaryota; Metazoa; Chordata; Mammalia; Chiroptera; Phyllostomidae. Gene Ontology annotation, biological process: mitochondrial respiratory chain complex IV assembly. The transcript has 4 exons. The record is from RefSeq and is a predicted model, not a curated record.